GGAAGUCGAAGCUUGGAGCUGGGGAGAAAUUUUUGGUUUAAAACCGCAAGCCAAUCUGUGUGGGGCGGCUGCCAAGAUGGGCCGGGUUGGGGACGAGGGAAAGGGUCAACCCCACCUGGAUUUGCACCAGGUUUCGGCUCCGCCGCAGCACUGCCAGCUGCCCGCUCACCCAUGCAUCAAUCGAAGCAUUGAGUCUUCUCGCUCAACUCGUUUAGUUGCAUGUUAGUCGUUCAGCUGCCUCAUCUGUGCACGAGAGGUAAACAGUCCGCGGCCGGCGGUGGCGAGUCCUUAUCGAUAAGGCAUCCCAUUCAUUGACAUCCCCCCGUCCCGACCACACCCGUCUCAAUCGUCAUCACCUCCCUCCUCCCAGAACAUCGAAACAUCGACAUAAUCAUCAUCGGAUUUUUCGUCAUCUUGAAGACUUGAAGUGAGAGAACAAAAACCUCACUCAAUCUUGAUACAACCACGCAAAAUGUCCCCCGCCGUGGGAGGCAUGUGGGCUACCGCCGCCCUGCGUGUUCUCGGCAAGAAUCUGGCUCGCACGUCCAAGAUGCUUCGCUCGAAGCUCGCCGCCGCCGCGACACGUUCAUCGAAUCCAGUUCAACAACUCCAGCCAAUUGCCGUACGUAGUGGUGUCAAUAGCAGCCGCCAACCCAUUCAUCCCAGCGCAUGGCUUCGCCAGCAGAAGAGCGGCCGAAGUGGUGCAAAGUGGCACUCAACCUACACCAGCAUUAAUGCCACUGUCCGUCGCUACAUCAGCAAUACCGCCGGGAGACAAUCCUCUUCUUCCGGUGGUCAAUCUCGCUUUGACCGGUCCAAGCUCCCGGUCUCAAACAUCUCCCGGGCCGUAGCUGCGUCGCCCGGCCGGGCUCCUUUCGCCUCCACCCUCCGACCGAAUCUCACCGGAGGCGCCCUCCCCCGUACUGCAGGCGGCUACUCCUUCUCCGGGGCCGGCCGUGCCGGUGGCAAGCGGUACUUCAGCCACACACCCGCCGCCCCGGCUCAACUAGUCCAGAACGUGAGCCAAGCCGUCCGCGCCUUCUGGCUUUCUGGUCAGAGGGCUCACUUCGACGGAUACUCGGCCGACGGCCGGAAGCUGUACCGGGCCGUUGGCGUGGACGAGGAGAAGGCACGUAAUAAGCUCGCCGUUGCGCCGCACGCUCCGGGCUCGUUCAUCGACUUCCACAUCAGCCCCUCCAUUACGGCCCUCAGCCCCUUGGGCGCCAUGAUUCCCUCUUCCCAGAGCGUCAAGGCCGAGAUUCAGACCGCUGGCGCCACCCUUCUUGCCGACAAUUUUCUCGAUGUCCUCUCAGUGGACUUCGCCCGCACGCUGAAGGAUCUCGCAGCCGUCAUGGCAGAUUUGAAGGCCCUCGCUCGGCUGGGUGACUUGCCCAUCUCUCUGGAGCGGGCCGACCUGCUGAGGGUCCGGUUCCCGGGCGUAGAUGCCGAAACGGUUGAGCGGCUGUGCGAUGAUGUUGGUGUUCAGCGCGGAAUCAUCAGAGAGGAUCCUGAUUUCGACGCGGACGCCGGUGUCCAGGUCGCGCUACGGUUUCCGUACGCCCCUGACAACGGCUGCUCCAAGGCACUCACGUCACCAAACGUGACCGUGCGGACGAGGGUCACAUCAGCGAGUUCGGAACUCGAUGAGGCGUUCGCGGAGGAGAUCGAGGAGAAUCCUUGGUUGUUGGAAUCGGAACACUCUGCUGUUUCGGAAGAGUCGGAAGGUUACGAGAGCAUGUCGCCGUCUCUGAAGAGUGCUUCUAGUGAGCACUGCACGGACGAUCGAUAUGAAGGGUUAGAGGGGAUUUAUAAGUUUCUGGAGGAAUGUGAUCGUGCGAGGGCGAUGAGGUUUUAAGGGUUUUUCCUUGCCUGUCGAGCGGUGAUUGGUGGAGGAUCUCUUUUGUAAUGAUAUCAGGUUAUCGGUGGGCUGAUGGUUGAUUCUCAUCAGCAGCCUACGAUAAGUGGGAGCAAGGGAUAUGAAUACGGGCCGGUCUGUUUUUUUUUUCUUGGAUGUUUUUGGUACAUAUGGCGUGUUAUUAGGAUACCUCACUCUCUUUGUCAUUUACAAUCAUCAAUGUUUCUUUGCUCCCCCACGCUACGGGAAAUCCACUACCUACUUCCAUGUACUCAUCAUAUGGCGGGCCCCGUUUGAACGGCUGUCAUGGAUUCCAUUUUAUUCCCAUUCAACAACCCAACAUGAUUUUUCCUGCAGCAUUUGAUAUGUGUUGCCUAUGGCACACUUUCUCCGUCCAGCAACCACUUCCUUGUCUCGCCACUGAUAUAUGAGCGACGAUAUUAACUUGGGUAUCUAUUCCGACAAAUGACUAUAUGGCAUUCAAU
Molecule: messenger RNA, 2340 nt
Organism: Neurospora crassa OR74A
Lineage: Eukaryota; Fungi; Ascomycota; Sordariomycetes; Sordariales; Sordariaceae
Exons: 1
Coding region: 473-1855 (460 amino acids)
Biological process (GO): proteasome assembly
Molecular function (GO): proteasome binding
Source: RefSeq, a predicted model, not a curated record